UGUGAGUGUAGUAUGCGGAGCUCCAGCAACAACAUCAAUAGCUACUACUCCAACUGCUGAUCCUAAUCCUAGAACUACUACUAUCAUAGCCUCGGGAAAAACUUUAACAGCAACAAAAACUGUAACUUUUACUAAUGCAGGGCUAUCGCAGGCAUCAUCAACCACUUUUGUAACACCAGAAUCGACAUCCUCAGAUUUCACUCUAUCAACAAAAUUUUCAAAUUUUGUUGCUUCGACAAUGGAUACGACGAAAGAUGAUCCAGAGAAAGCGAUAUACAUUGUUGCUGGCUCUGUGGCUGGAGGCAUACUAAUACUUAUUGUACUGGGGAUUUUCAUUUUCGUAAUUCUAAACAGGAAGAGAAAAAGGCAAAGUAAUGGUGAAUCUCGGAACGAGGACAUAUCACAUGCAAAUAACGCCUUUGAAAACAACCAAGACUUGCCUGACAAUCCUUUAUAUCUCUCUUCGCAACCUGUGGACGAAUUAGGGUACAGUUCGGAUCAGGAAAAGCAACUAGGUCUACCACCGACGGAUUCAAAAACGAAGAAAAAAAUUAACUCAGACUAUGAUGUUCCUCCUAACAAUAAACCAAUACCUGAUGGUACGUCUUCAAUGCCAGUCUAUGCUGUUCCAAAAAGGAGUCAGAACCGUACACCUGAGGUUAGCACAGGCGAUAUGUAUGCAGAGGUAUGUAAACCAAACAGAAGCACUGCAAAGGAUCCGGUAAGAAAAAGUAAUGAAGAAGGUCUCUUGUACAUGGAAGUUGAACAAGACACUGCUGCCACAAAACAAACUAACAUCAAUGACAAAAAUAAAAUCACUGAAGGUGUCUGUUAUGCCGAAAUUAAGCACACAUAAGAAAAGUACAUUUUAUGACAUUGUUUAAUGUAGUGUUAUGUUUUUCGUUUCUAUAUUUUUUUGUAUAUGCAGCUUUGCUAUAUCUGGUUCAUGCAAUAUGUAUUUCUGUAAAACUUCUAUCAGUUGUAAUCUUUAUUGAUGUAGUGAUCCUCUAAAAAAUGCACCACAACUAAUUACUAGUCGCAGUUCUCGUGUUAAUGAACACAAGAGUCUUAUAUGUUAACAUUGAAAUGAAAGUAUACAUAUAUCUUAAAAUGUUUAUCUAAGCACAUGUAUUAUAGGAUUUUCUCUAUAACACUAAAGUAUGUUUUUCAUGUUUUUAUCUUGAGCUUUGUCUUUAAUGUCAUACACGUAUGUAAAAAAACCAAACUCUUCUUUUCAUCAAUGCAAUGUCUACUUGACACAUGAGAAUGUAUUAAUAGUAGUCAAUAAAUGCAUAUUUUUCACGAUUAAUUAUGUAUGUAUGAAUUAUCAAAAUUAUUUGUCUCAACAUUCAAAAACAUCAAAUAUUUGAAAAUGAAAAGAAAUAAUAACGAUAACUGAAAGCAAUACCA
Molecule: messenger RNA, 1410 nt
Organism: Magallana angulata
Lineage: Eukaryota; Metazoa; Mollusca; Bivalvia; Ostreida; Ostreidae
Exons: 3
Coding region: 239-856 (205 amino acids)
Source: RefSeq, a predicted model, not a curated record